CGCCUACCCACUCUCCACCCGACCCCCUCCACUUGCUUUCCCGUCCCACUCCGCCCCGGUCGCCGUCGACGCCGUCUGCUGCUGCACUUUUUACGCUGGCCUCGGUCGCCUCCUCUGCCAGCGCAUCCGGAGCAUUGCCAGGGCGAUCGGCCCCGUUGGCCUGCCAGAUCUAUUUACAGUACCCGCGACCCGACGGCAAUCCGCAUCGAAGGCUCAGCAAGCGGAGCGAAGCUUAAAGUUGGGUGGCUUCCAGGGGUUCAUGGGGGCCAAGCCCGGCUGUGCGGAUAAGAUAUCUUAAACAAACAUUACGCGGGUUGGCGGCCAUUACGACGAUCCUCUCCCCUCGCUUCCCUCGCCUUCGCAUCACCUCCUUUCCUCCCUUUUCCUCGUUCACACACUCUCCCUCGAGGCUGUUCGUCCCUGCAGUCCUCCGCUCGCGCUGCAAGAAUGGGCUGGCCAACGUGCAAUUCCACCGUCGAAGACGAGACCAUCACCGAAGUCGAACUUUGGGAUGGCGGUCUCACCUUCCAUGACCUCUGCCUGAUUGUGGGCGGCAUUUUCGGGCUUUUAUCGAUAGUGAUCUCCUUCUACUUGAUUUUCAUGCACGCCACGCAUUACAGCAAAAAGAUAGAACAGCGGCAUAUCAUUCGAAUCCUGCUCAUGGUCCCCGUUUACGCCAUUGUCGCAUGGCUCGGUACCUACUUCUACAAGAACGAUGUCUACUACGACGUGAUUGGCAAUUGCUACGAGGCAUUCGCGAUUUCCGCUUUCUUCUCCCUGAUGUGCGCAUACGUCGCCCCCGACCUGCAUAGCCAGAAGGAAUACUUCCGAGGAGUCGAGCCAAAGCCAUGGGUCUUCCCGAUCCCGUGGAUGCAGAAAUGUUCGGGAGGGGAGAAUGGCAUCUGGAGAACUCCGCGCAGUGGUCUGACAUGGUUCAACGUCAUCUGGGUGGGCGUGUUCCAAUACUGUCUUCUCCGAGUCCUCAUGACCGUUGUCGCGGUCAUCACGCAAAGCUUCAAUUUGUACUGCGAGGAGUCACUCAACCCUGCGUUUUCGCACAUCUGGGUCUUGAUCGUCGAGUGUAUCGCAGUCACGAUCGCCAUGUACUGCCUUAUCCAAUUCUACAUCCAGAUCAAGGACGAUAUCAGCCAGCAUUCGCCAUUCCUGAAAAUCCUUUCCAUCAAGCUCGUGAUUUUCUUGUCCUUCUGGCAGUCGACCCUGAUCUCCUUCCUCACCUCCGCGGGUGCGAUCAAGGCAAGCAGUAAACUGCAGGACCCGGAUCUCAAAGUCGGACUCCCCAAUCUUUUGAUCAACAUCGAAAUGGCCUUCUUCGCUGUCCUGCACCUGUGGGCGUUCUCCUGGAAGCGCUACACCCUCAACGCCCAGACGGCUGAGGUGACGGACUUCUACGGGAACGGAAAAGCCACCUAUGACGGCGGUCGGUUUGGCACGAAAGCCUUGCUGGAUGCGCUGAACCCGCUCGACCUCAUCAAGGCCAUUGGGCGCAGUUUCCGCUGGCUGUUUGUUGGCCGGAAGAGGCGCACUCUGGAUCCCAGCUACCACAUUCGACCCGAAUCCAUCGGAUUAGACGCCACGGAGACCGGAGCGGAACACGGCACUGCCUAUGGGGGCGCCGGCGCGAUGAUGGGCGGCGGGCGUUACGGGGCACCGGGUGAAGAAGGACAGGUGCUUUUGUCGCAUGCGCAGCCCAGCCCGGCUGGACUGGCCCCUCCGAUCGAGGACGACAACGACCCGAACCGUUUCUACAACCACAACCGCCUGAGCGCCUCGUCACUGCUGGAACCCUCGCCUUCCCACUCGCCCCGACCCUACUCCCCCUACGAUGACGCCUAUAACCCUUAUUUGGCCAACUCGCAAUUCGAACACGACCAUGACUACGAGUCUACCCCCGGCAACCCGCCGUACCCCAAUCCGCCGUACCCAGAGGAUCCUCAUCCGGUCCAUCUCUACCACCCAGACACGGCCCUACAAGAGCAACCCCCCAUCCCUCUCCCGGAGUCCUACCAACCCCCUCCACCCCACUACGACAGUGACCAUCAACGACGAUAGAGAGCACUGCCAUACAGGGAAGACUUCAUCGGAUAUCGUUGUUGCCUGUUCCACUUGUCCUGCACCACCCACCCCUCCCGUGGGCAGUGCCAUGCUAGCUGCUGCUGUCUUUGUCUCCCGGCGUUGGUUUUUGUCGUAUAAUACCCUCU
This is a messenger RNA of Aspergillus heteromorphus CBS 117.55, 2219 nucleotides long. Its product is annotated as OSTA/TMEM184 family protein. The record is from RefSeq and is a predicted model, not a curated record. Gene Ontology annotation, molecular function: transporter activity. Gene Ontology annotation, biological process: transport. Lineage: Eukaryota; Fungi; Ascomycota; Eurotiomycetes; Eurotiales; Aspergillaceae. The coding region runs from base 448 to 2070 and encodes 540 amino acids. The transcript has 6 exons.